Molecule: messenger RNA, 448 nt
Organism: Corylus avellana
Lineage: Eukaryota; Viridiplantae; Streptophyta; Magnoliopsida; Fagales; Betulaceae
Product: myosin-16-like
Source: RefSeq, a predicted model, not a curated record
UCAUCAACUUCAGGACUCCUUGAACAGGAUGAUGUCUUCCAUGUCAAGUCAAGUUUCAGAGCUGAAAAUGAUAUUGUCUACUUCAUCAAGACAGACUUCAACUUCUGGACCCGUUGAUGGGGAUGAACAGAUUGAAUUCACUUCCAGUAACUCAGAUGCUUCAUCCUCCGACUCUGAUUUCACUUUUGCAGCUCCAAUUCCAGCUUCACCAACCUUCUGUGCCACUAACUCGAGUUCCUUCCAACUGAUAGUUCAGGAUAUUUCAGCAGCAGAAUUCUCAGGAUUUGAAAGUGAUAAGGAGAGGGCAUUUGAUGACUACUUCUAAUGGAACUUUUUUCUAUAUUAAAUCUAGCUUCGAUAUGAGCUAGUUUCAUAAAACUUGGGCCUUUUGGCAUUGUAGAAUAGGUACCUACUCAAAAAUGAAUUUUCACAUUCGUUGUCAUAAAAG